This is a messenger RNA of Acanthopagrus latus (yellowfin seabream), 1837 nucleotides long. RefSeq names its product nudix (nucleoside diphosphate linked moiety X)-type motif 22 (gene nudt22). Lineage: Eukaryota; Metazoa; Chordata; Actinopteri; Spariformes; Sparidae. The coding region runs from base 591 to 1652 and encodes 353 amino acids. Gene Ontology annotation, molecular function: GDP-mannose hydrolase activity. The record is from RefSeq and is a predicted model, not a curated record. The transcript is spliced from 7 exons.
UGAAACUACACCGUUUCGACCCAAAUUAAUAAGAUUACGAUAGCUGUCGAGGCUGCUGUAAUCACGGUACACGUUGCAGACUACUAUCGGUUCAAUCGUUGUACAUAGUUUUGUGUUAUUCUCGCUCAUGUCGCGGUUCCUCUGUCUGUGUUCAGCCACAGAAUGAAGUAAAGUUACAACUCAAAAAGUUGACAGUUACUUCAAACUGCUCACACUCGGAACAGUUGACAACAUUUAUGCUAACUCACGUAACCUAACGUAUAGCAUUAGCAUAGUUAGCAUGCCGUAACGUACACUUAUUAGCAACUGAAAAUAUAAGUGACUCUCUUUUUACUUUUGUCUCAUGAUGGCUUUUUUAAAAAAAAUCCCGUAUGAUGAUAUUAAUUGUUUAUUAUUAAUAAGGUCACAUAAACAGUGGCCCAAAUGCUGCUGCCAUCUUGGUAGCAUAUUCCAAAUGGCACCUUCAAAAACUUUCACUUUCACGACUGGCCACAGCCUCAGCCAAGAUGAUUCACACUUCACUGGAAAGAGAACAGCUGACAAAGAGCUCAGAUUCAGCUCUUCACAACACGUUCCAGCUGCAGUGAGAGAUGAUGGACUCUGAGGUGUCUGUGCUGCUGCACUGUGCAGCCUGGAGCGGCCUGCUGGAGUCUCAAGUACAAGUGGAGCUGUCUGAAAGAUUCAACAGGCGGACAGAUCCGGCUCUGGAGCGCGAAAUAGACAAGACGUGGACAGAGCGUGUGUCCAAAGAGCCGUGGCUUUUCAACGGGUCCAAGUUCAGACUGCACUCAUUCUGCUUGGCCUCACUGACCUCUGUUUCUCCUCAACAUCCACCCAACAGAUCACACGGCAGCAGAAGAGUGGAGGAGAAUGUAUGUACGAGCGAUUGUCUGCAUCACUCUGCUCCAAACGGACCUGCAGAAAACGCAGGCCAACACGAGAAUGGACUGCUCCUCACUCUCAGACUGGGCCUGACCUGCUAUAAAGACUACCUGGGAACAAACUGGUCGUGUCGAGUGGCAGAGCUCCGUCAGCUGGGAGAGACGGAGUUCGGCGAUCCUCUGGCGCUGCUGGCUCAGCCUCUGGGUGUGGGUGGCGUCCUGUGUACAGCCGAUGGUCAGGUGGUGCUGAUCCGGAGGAGUCAGAAGGUGGCAGAGGCAGGCGGGCUCCUGGACAUGCCUGGAGGUCACCCAGAGCCGAAGGCUGUGUGUGAGCGUCUGGGCCAGACAGUGCGUGAGGAGCAGAUCAGCGUGAGCAUGAUGAAGCCGAGGGCCGUCGUCUCAGAGCUGUUCUCAUCUGUGUGUGCCGAGAUCAGGGACGAGGUGAAUAUUCCUUUGAGCUCCCUCGGACAGCCUGUCCUGAUGGGUGUCGCUCUGAACCACACCAGUGCCGGCAGAGCGAGCGCUGAGUUCUACGUCAGUUGCUCGCUGACAGGUGAUGAAGUCACAAAGUUGUACUGGAAAGGAGGCGCAGAGGCCAACGAGUCCACAGAUAUCGUCUUCCUGAGCAGAGAGGAGGUGAUGCAGCUGAACACAAGCAGCCCCCUGUGGUCGGAGCUGUGUCCUUCAGCUAAAGGAGCCGUGCUGCUUUAUCAGAAAGUGAAGCCAGAACAACGACACAACAAUCAGCUGAACGCAUCGGGGGACAGAUGAUUCAAUGCAGACAAACGCACAAAGAGAAACAUUUCAAUUAAGCUCAGGGAUUUAUUUAUCUUUGACUUUAUGUAGUCUCGGACCAAUACUGGUGUUAAAACUGUGCAAAAUACUGUAUAAUUUCAUAGUUUGUACACUGUACAGUAAAAACAUUCAAAUAUUUGAAUAAAAACCAUAAAAAGUGA